Mercenaria mercenaria is the source of this 9604-nucleotide messenger RNA. RefSeq names its product ribonucleoprotein PTB-binding 1-like. The transcript has 20 exons. Gene Ontology annotation, molecular function: mRNA binding. Gene Ontology annotation, cellular component: ribonucleoprotein complex; cytosol. Bases 457 to 3306 code for a protein of 949 amino acids. Lineage: Eukaryota; Metazoa; Mollusca; Bivalvia; Venerida; Veneridae. The record is from RefSeq and is a predicted model, not a curated record.
AGUUCGUCAUGUCUGAUACAGCAGACAACUUUUCAGAUAAUGCAAGCAACAAAGAGUUGCUUGAGAAAGCAAAAAAUGAAUUCAAUCGAGAAAAAAGACUGGCCAUCAAAAACUUGCCUUCUAACACAACAGAAAAGGUAUGCAUCUUUUUUGUGGCCAGCAAAUAAAUGAAUUCGGCUCAAAAAUUGGUGGUUGGUGACCUAAAACCAGGGAAAUGCUUGCUUUUCAACUGAAAAUCAAUAAGAGCCCCGCAGCAAAUAUCUGUGCGAUCUAGACUACUUGUAUUAUAUCACAUUUCCAAAAUGGCACAGCAGAUGAAUCUGAGACACUUCCUUUUGGGUUGAAAUAAACGUUCGUUAUUUUGCUCACAGUCAUCAAGAUUAUGGGGGAUGAUACCAUGAUGAUAGCAGGUUACCAGGCAUUUUGGAGCAGUAGUGUCGGGACAUCCGGGCAUUUAUGGGGUUUAAUGGAGAGUUUCCAGUAGAGUCUGUCCAAAUGGUAAAGAAUUUCAAUCAAGCAAUAGUUACCUUAAAAGAUCCGUCCCUGGUAGAUGAUGCCAUCUCCAAGUUGGACAACACAAAGCUGCACACCCUGACAGUAUCUGUAUCCGUGUAUAGAAGUGAGAAGAUUCUAUGUAUUGCUCAGUUACCACUAUCUAUGACAGAAUACAAGUUCCGAGAACUUGUCCUUGAACAUGGAAACAUUGAUAUGUGCUUUCUUAUGAGAUCAGAAGAAACAGGGGAGAGUAAAGGUUAUGGUUUUGUUGAAUACAAUGAACCUAUAGAGAAAGUUGGACAAAUCAAAUGUGCCUUAGACUGGUCUGUUGUUGAUGGUCAUACAGUCCAUUGUGAUGCUAUAGUAGACAGUUCACAGUCUGGUAUAACCUUCCAGGACUUACAUUCCAAAUGCCUGAUAAUUGACAACUUGCCAAAGGACUACAACGAUUCUAUUGCAUUGAGACAAGUGUUCAGUGAAUUUGUCAAGCCAGUUUAUUGCCAGAUAGUAACGAAGGAAGGGGAGUCACUUGGCUUUGGUAUCCUGGAAUAUGACGAUGCAGAAGAUGCUGAGGGAUCUUUCAAUGAAUUCAACAAACACGAAUUAAAUGGAGUGCCAAUGAAUAUCUCAUAUUGUAUACCCGGAAAAUCAGCAAUACAUAUGUUCAACAGAAUUAUGUUCAAAUAUGGAGACAAAGUACAUGUAAAUAGAGCCAGUCUUCUACCUGAUCCAGUCUAUCCUAAUCCGGCCUUCCUUAAACAUGUCUUCUUCAAGACUCAUGUUGCUAAACAUCCUAGGUUAUUGGUACAGUUCACAGAUAACUUGUUGCAUUUACAAGAAGGUUAUGUGAAACAGCUUGAAGACAGAACUAAUGCUAAACCAGGACUAUUGGGGCCAGCACCAACCAUUCCAAUGUCACCUUUGAUGGAUAUCAACCUACAGUUAGGCCUUCUCUCAGUGAUUGUACUGGACAUGCGGGAGAAUGGUACUUACAAUGGAGAGGUGCCUGAGCCACUUGGUAAGGUGAAAAUACCAACAGAUGAAGAAUUUCAGGAGAAGCCUCAGCCAGUAUCUCUGUUAGGUGACCCAAUGACAGCACAAGCUAACAUCAUACUGAAGAAUCUACUGAUGCCUCAAGACAAGCCAGAGUUUCACAAACCCUCAGCUGAUGAGACCACACCUAAACUGCUUGGGAAACCAGUGUAUGAAUUCAACAUGGUAUACUUGUGCAGCCUGGGAAGACUGAUGGCAAUGCUAUCGGAAAAGACUCAGUCAAUGGGAAUAUUAGGUAAUGCACCGAGUGGGCCGCCAAAGCCUUUAAUGGAAGGUUUGAUGCAGGCUGGUAAAGUGGCUCAGACACUCCUUCACAACAUGGGUAUGAGUCAGCAAAAUCCACAGAAUAAGUUUACCAGGAACCAGAGAGAGCAGAACCAACAAGGUCUCCUUGGUAACCCACCAAACAUGAAUACAAAUACAGCUAAAGCAGCCUCAAAUUUUAUGAACACGAUACAACAGUUAGCCAUCCAGAAGAUGUCACACAGUGGAAAUAAACAGGAUCUCAACUCUCUGUUUGGUAACACAGGAAACAUGAAUAACAGCAGUAACUCUGGAGAUGGGUUGUUAGGCAGCUAUCAAGGUCAAGGACAAGGUCGUCUACCAAGCUUGUUAGAGAAUCAGAUGCCUGACCAGUCACAACAAGGGAAACAACCCCAGUCUUUACUGUCCCUGAACUUCAACAGUAAAGGCGAUGGAUUAAUACCCACACCAAAAAUGGAGGAUGAGGCUGGGUUUGGUUUCUAUGUCAACCAAGGAGGAAGUUACGAUGAUUCAGGAUAUCAGACUUCCUUUUCAUUACAGGGUGGUUUUGAUGAAGCAGACUAUAGUGAAGCAUAUGGAGACCCAAUGAGUAACAUUGAUGAUAGAAAUAAUGGUUGCUAUGGUAACAUGAUGGGACAAAAUUUUUCAGCACGGAAACUCAUGGAACAAGACUUAGAUGUCACUGCCAACUCAAAUAGGUUUGAUGGAGCUUAUUUUUCUGGGAUAAAUGCAAGGCAGAAGACUGGCUUGGGUCCUGGCAUGAAUAGAAUGUCAGAUAAAAGGGAUGGUCACUACAACAAUAUAGCACAGCAGGCAGCAUUUUAUGCUGCUGGAGCUGCAGCGGCUUAUAAACAACAGUAUGAGGACUGGGUACAGUCUGGGUACAAUGGUAACUAUGGUAACAAUGGUGCUGAUUAUAAUGCAGACAAUGGCUUUAACAUAAAUGGAGGACAAGGAAACUUUGGACAGGAUAUGUCAGGGUCACAUGGAAACCAGCAGACAGGAUUAUAUGGUAGUGAAGGAGGACUUGGACAGAUGGGAAACUCUUCUGGUAUGAACAGUUUACUCGGCUCAUUUAAUAACUCACAGCAGUUUGGGUCAUCAAAAAAUACUCAGAGGAAUGAACUAGCAAUGAAAUCGGGAGCAUCAAGUUUAGCCAGUUCAUUUGGAAGGGAUGGGGCAGUGAGGUCAAGUUUUACUGGUUCCAGUGGUAGAGGUGGGAACAUGACGCCUGGUGGUGUAACAAGGUCAGGAGUCCGGAGCCUUAUGGGACCACCCUCUAUACCACCACUUCAGAGCAUUCCAACGUGGAGCUCGGGAAUAGCACAGUCUAGCACAGCCACUCCACAAGGUCAGAAAAGACCAUUUUCUCAUAUAUUACCAUCACCGGAGCCAAGUCCAGAAGGAGAUUAUAUAGGUCAACAUUCACAGGGGCUUGGCGGGCAUUAUGCUGAUACAUACACUAAACGACAAAAAUUGACUGGAAGGUUUUAGCUUUCAGACUGGUGUAUAUUUGUUGGGAUAUUCCUAGAAGAUUCCCUCUGAUAUUACAUGUGUUUGAAACCCAGAGUGAAGGAAAGCUUAAAGUGUAAAUGAUAAAUAUUUGAGAAACUGUUAAAAUAUGUGCGUGAAAUAUUGCAGAUAUUUACCUAAGUUGAGAUUAAGUAAAGGCUUCCUGUAUAGGAUUUGAGUUGUUGCUGAAAUUGUCCAUGUAUUCUGAUGAUUAUCGGAUACCAGCGCAUGUUGUGGACAGUGAUUGUGCUUAAAUGUCUGAUCUUGCCAGACUUUAUUAUUUGCGGUUUUUGUAUUGUUUCUAGUAUCAUGUAAAGAGGGUAUAGCAGAAUUUCACAAACAUCCUAAAUUUUAGAGUAGUAGAUACAUUUCACAUUACUAAGACAUUUUCUUUGUUUUUCUGUCAGCAAUUUAUAAUUACAGUCUAACCUGUACUAACGGUCACCUCCGAUUAGCGGUCACCUCCGUUCAGCGGCCAUUUUAUGACGCCCCCGACGGAUUUUCCUCUAUUUUAUCACUUUAUUCAGCGGCCGUCCGCGGCCAGCGGCCUCCGAAAUUGCCUCCCGACCGCCGUAUCUGACCCCUUUCAGCGGCCAUUUUUCUUCCAAAACCAAUUAUUUUUAGGCAAUAAUCGCCGAAGAUACCCGAUUUUGAGAAGCACGUGGUUGCUAAGUUUCGCGGGACUUCACCACAAGAACGACAAAAUGACAUGAACUUCUCAGUUAAAACUGAUAACCAAAGGUGUAAUCCUCUUUUGUUAUGAUCAAAUGGCCAGUAAUUACCGGUAAUUAGCGUGUCACCUCGUGUCAAUUUUGUUGUUCACAGUUUGACCUCGGUUAAAGAUAAUACUCGAUAACUAGUUAGUUGCAUAAUAUUUGUGAUUUUUUUAUACUUCUGUCAUCAAAAUACUAUUAAAUUUAUACGAAAUUAAUUGUGUUUGGAAAAAAAUAUAAACCACUCUAUCUUUUACGGAACGUAACGUUAAUCUUAGAUUUAGCGUAGACAAUAAGCACCAAGAGUAGCUUCCCUUACCAAAAUGGCGAAAAUUGUAAACAAACUUGUUUUGAAGUUGGAAAAUUGUCUGUAACAAUUUUUGUAGUAAAAAAAAACACGCCGGAGUUUUAGAUUGCUAAGAAGACCAUUUGUGUUGCGAAGGCAAAUGCACGUCAUUGUAUCCUGGUAAAAUAAUAAUGGAAAACCCAAAAAGAAACGGACCUAAAGGCUAUAGACUGGUCAGAAGUCUGAAAAAUACAUAUACUGGCUGCACCUCCGGUCAGCGGUCACCUGGCUUUAGCGGCCAAAUUGUCUGCUUCCCUUGGCUGGCUGCUUAAGACAGGUUAGACUGUAAGUUGAUUUUAUUUGGAAAUUCUUUGUUUUUGAUACUGUUAAGAUUUAUUGCUUGUUGAAACAUAGUAUGUUUUCAUUUUAUAUCAAAUUAGCUUCCAUGAAAAAAUACCAAUGUUAUUUAUGUACUGGUAUAAAUUGAAUAUUUCUGAAUCAGAUAUUCCUUUGAUACAUCAGUAGCGCUUUACACAUAAUUGAGCCGUGCCAUGGGAAAACCAACAUAGUGGCUUUGCGACCAGCAUGGAUCCAGACCAGCCUACUCAUCCGCGCAGUCUGGUCAGAAUCCAUACUGUUCGCUAACAGUUUCUCUAAUUGCAAUAGACUUUGAAAGCGAACAGCAUGGAUCCUGACCAGUCUGCGCGGAUGGUCUCAAAGCCACUAUGUUGGUUUUCUCAUGGCGCGGCUCAAUUUAUUAUCAUGCAAGGGCUAGUAAAUGCAUUAAACGCCGCUAAAUGUUUAAUAGCUAAUUCUAGCUUUACUUUUCAAGAAAUAAGAUAAGAUAAGAUAAGAUUUAUAUAAAGUCGGCAAGAUAGCAAACAAGUACAACAUAAGCUCAUGUGAGCUUUUGAACCGACUACAGACAAAUAGUGUGAGCUAUUAGAACUACUUACCCAAUUGUUGUUUUAGUUUAAGUGUCACACCUUGUUUAAAGUUGUGCGUGAAAGGUCAUAUCACAGGAACUAGUUUGUAUACUUAAUUGAAAGUUCACACAAGACAUCCUACUCAUCAGAUCUACUACAGUAACAAGUUAGAUAACUCUUGGUUGAAUUUAAUUGAAAUAUGGCACAUUGUAAAAGUUUUGGGUAAAAAUUUUGUUAACUUUCUGUCAAGCUAUAGCAACACGGCUACAUAAUAUUGGAUUGAAAGUUACAUAAAGUAUCCUUCUUGUCAAAUGUACUUAUGUAACUAAAAGAACUAACUCUUGGUAAAAAUUAAUUUAAAUUUUGGCACUUAUUUGACUUAGAAAAUUGUGUCAAAGUUUGCAUACAGGCUGUUACCAUUGUCAUAAUAAAAUUUAAAAUAGAAGCUAGAUAAAUGAUAAAAUAAAAUUUAAUAAAUUGGUUUGGUAAGUCUUGCCUGACCUUUAUGAGAUUGUUGACCCUUGCUGAAUAUUGAAAUUCUCAAAUAGUCAAACAGGCAGUCCUGUGGACAGCUUUUGUUAAUUGAGUGUAAUGGUAAGAACAAGUGGGUAUUUUUGAUCUGUUUUUUCCUUGAAAUAUUUGUGCUAAGAUUUGAAAUAUAUUUUCCUAGAAAUCUUGUUAUAUAUUGUAAGCUUGUUUAUUUUUAGCUCGACUAUUCAUAGAAUAGUGAGCUAUUGCACUCGCCCAUGCGUCGGCGUCGGCGUCUGCGUCGCGUCCGCGUCCUGAUUUUGGUUAAGGUUUUGUAUGUAAGCUGGUAUCUCAGUAACCACUUGUGGGAAUGGAUUGAAACUUCACACACUUAUUGACUGUGACAAACUGACUUACACUACACAGGUUCCAUAACUCUAUUUUGCUUUUUUACAAAAUUAUGCCCCUUUUUCGACUUAGAAAUUUUUGGUUAAGGUUUUGUAUGUAAGCUGGUAACUCAGUAACCACUUGUGGGAAUGGAUUGAAACUUCACACACUUAUUCACUGUGAUGAACUGAUCUACAUUGCACAGGUUCCAUAACUCUAUUUUGCUUUUUUACAAAAUUAUGCCCCUUUUUCGACUUAGAAAUUUUUGGUUAAGGUUUUGUAUCUAAGCUGGUAUCUCAGUAGUUACUGAUGGGAAUGGAUUGAAACUUCACAUACUUGUUCACUAUCAUGAUUUGACAUGCACUAAGCAAGUCUCAUAACUUUACUCUCUUUUUUUUCAAAAUUAUGCCCCUUUUUCGACUUAGCAGUUUUUGGUUAAAUUUUUGUAUGUAAUCUGAUAUCUCAGUAUCCACUAAUUGGAAUGGAUUGAAACUUCACACACUUGUUCACUGUCAUGAUCUAACAUGCACUGUGAAGGUCCCAUAACUCUACUUGGCAUUUUUACAAAAUUAUGCCCCUUUGACUUAGCACUUUUUUGUUAAGUUUUUGUAUGUAAGCUGGUAUCUCAGUAUCCACAAAUUGGAAAGGAUUGAAACUUCACACACUUGUUCACUGUCAUGAUAUGACAUGCAGUACAGAGGUUCAAUACCUCUACUUUGCAUUUUACAAAAUUAUGCCCCUUUUUCAACUUGUAUUCAUUCAAUUGACAAGGCUGUUGAAUAGUCGAGCGUUGCUGUCCUCCGACAGCUCUUGUUUACCAGUUGUAGUUGGUUGCCAUAUUAUUGUCAAAAUUAGGAUGAUAUUUUGUGUAUCUUUGUCUUGCAUUUUCUUAAUGUUUAUUGAUCAUUAAGAAAUUGCUAGCUUUAAAAUAAAACAGAGGGAAAAGCCUUUUCUAGAUUUAGCGAAUUCGGUGUUUUAGGGUCUCCAUGCUACAGGGAAAUUUGGAAAAUUCCUUGAUUUUUAAAAUUAUAUUUCAAGGUCUGAAAAGUCCUUGAAUUUUGUAGAGAGCAUAAAACUGGGGAAAAGUCAGAAAUGGUCUUCCAUCAGUGAAGGUUUUUCAGCAUUGCUAAGGUUCGCUUUCCCAAGUCUCCGUGGGUCAUUUUUCCCAAAUCAUAUAUACUGGCUGAGAUAGUCUUUAUUUUACUGGAUUUGUUUUUCCUUUUCUGAAAUUACUAUGUAAAAACUGUACUGCAUUUUUAACAAAGAAUCGGAAGCAAAUAGAAUUAAUUAUUGAGUAUACAUAACUAAGUAAAUGCAUGUGAUACUGUAAACAAAUGUAAAUUAAAAUUUACUGACAUAAUUUCCUAUUGAUAUUGUCAUUUUUGAAUAACUAAAGUGAGAAUAAUUCCAGACUUGACUAGAUUUAUCUUCUAAACUCCAAUGAAAAUUCCCAGCAGAAAGAAAGGGUAAUGGUUAUUUCAUUUUUAGAGAAAUAGAGUCUGGCUAACCAUUAGGAACAAAAAACCUUUAUUAGUUAUUUCUGCUAGUUUAUAUGUAUUUUAAUAAAUUAUCCUUGAAAAGUUCUUGAAUUGUGUUGCCACAGAAGAGUGGAAACCCUGUGUUUUCAUUGGUGAAUAUUGUACCUUGACAUGUUUAUUCUUUAGGUUGAAAUUUUAGGACUGGGGACAAAUUGGUUGUAACUAUGUUAAAAUAUGAUAAUCCCUUUUUACAUUUCUAAGAUAUAUUUGAGUUAUAUAAACUUGAAUUUAACUUCCUUCUUUCAUGUAAAAAAGAUUUCUUUGAGCCAGGAGUAAUUAGUUAUCAAGUACACUGAAUUUAGAGUUGUUCCUAAUCAUAUCUUAAAUUGUUGUAGAAACAUGCUUACCAUAUACUGAUUACAAGUUGUCACCUAAGAGUGGAACCAUUGCAACGGCUUAAUCCUUUUCCAGUCAAAAAACACCCCAAACUCUGCAUAUCACUUAACGAGCAAACUGGCAAAUCCAGCCCUAUCUUAAAAGAACGUUCCUCUCGAACGGAUAGAUGUUAUUUUUAAUUAUUUUGCGAUUUUUAUUAUCACAUUUCAGUGGUUUAAACGGAAUUUUCCUUGCAAUACUAAAUGAAGAUCCUGUUUUAAAAAAACUAACAUUGAUACAGAAAUAUAAGGAAUACAAUGAAAUGUGUGGGAUUCAAAAUUGUGGAUAGUGCUAGUGAAUUUAGAGGAUUUUUAUUGAGAUGAUAUUCAUAAAAUUCCACAUAGGGAUUCCAGCGUUGAAAUUCUGUGUUCUUUGCAAGAUGAAUGUUUGAGCGUUGAAAAAUAUCUAUGGUAAACUGAAAACAACUUAGAUAUUAACAGCCAUCUUGGUGACUUGCAACAGUUAAAAAUAUAUGAAAUAUAUAUUAUGACGGCAAAGUUUAGAGGAUUUUACAUAUGAAAGUGGACAUGAUUUCAAAGGAAGUUAAUGUAAAUAUUUUGGUAUGACUUUAAUACAUACUUUAACAAAACUGCUGCAGAAACGAACAUGUAUCACUGGGUGAUCGCUGUGCAAAAGUCUAAGCAUUUGAAAUGACUCAAAUAUAGAAACAACUAUAAGAUGUAAUAAGUCAUCUUUUUCUGUUGUAACUGUAUUGUGUUUUCCUGUUUAAUAGUUAUUUGUAAAAUUGCUGGCAAUAUCUCGGCAUUUGAUAAUGAAAUAAAACAAAAUGUAGAGCUUUUAAAUUGAAAUGUAAUGUAUUUUACCUUGUUGCAUUUUUAAACAUUUUGUAAACACAAAAAUAUACUAAAAUUUGUAAUCAAUUAGUGUAAAGUAAUGAAAAUUUUAUUUAUAUAUAUGCUCUUGUAGAGAAUGGACAUAGAAAUUUUCUAAAAUUGGAUAAAGUAUUAAUUAUUCAAAGAUAAUUAGUAAAUGUAUCUAUAAUACUGUGUUUAAUUGAAUAAACAACCAAGAGCAAAUUAUGUGAAUAUCGAGUAAGUGUCAAUGACUGAAUUAGUUAAUGCCAAAUUAUACAUGAUACCCAGCUGAGAUCAUUGCAGAUGCCAUCAUCUGUAAGAAUGUAUCUUCGUCUCUCAUUCUGUGUAGGUAUAUUCAAGUUUUUUGUACGCACUGUGUUUUAGGAGAACUCUUACCAUUAUACUAUGAAAAUCUCAGCCAAGAGACUGUUCUGCUAGCAGUGUGUCAUAAUGACAGUAGAUAUUCAGCUGGGUACUGAUUGGAAAAGGAUUAAGAAAAGUUACAAAAUCUUCCAGAAAUGUAUGGAUUUAAGAAAGCUCAUGUCUUUGACCAGUAAUUAUUGUGUUUUUAGUUGUUUGUAAAAGAUAGAUGUUUUAUCAGCCUGCUUGAAAUUAUGGCCUACUGUCAGACUUUGCUCAUGUUUGUGCCAGAUAUUCUAUAUUUAAAAUAGUUUUAUUAAGAAAUAUUUUGUUGUUGUUUAAGGCAUUUAGUUAAACAUCUCCAGUAUAAAACAUGUUAGCUAUACAGCUGAAAUACAUUUAUUUGAUAUGA